GACGCAUUCGGGCCCACUCCUCAGAGAGCCAGUCACAGACGGCCAAGUAAGCGGUCCUCUCGUCUCAUCCGUGUCCCCCGGCACACGCCCAUACCGCAUCCGCGAUCUCAGAUCCGACGUCUGCGAACCCGUCGCCCUUCCUCACUCGCCAUCUCGGGUUUCUUCCCGUACCUUUUCUGAAUCCUCUCGCUUCCUCUUCCAAGAUCGCCAAGAAAUAUGAGCAAUCUUGAGCAAUUUGUUCUUUGUUUCCGUGAUUCUUGUCGCGCCUGUUCGUUCUCCGUUGGUAGCACCUGUGAAUCGAAGGCGUUGGGAGAGCCCGCUCCAUGUCACGGUUCUCCCACGACGAAGGUGCUUCUUGGAUUCAUUUCGGUUCUGUUCCUUCGAGUUGAUCCAAGCAUUACGAUUUCUUCGCGUUUCCUUUGGUUUUCCUGACAAAAGAAUGAGCGGCUUUCGACUUGCUUCCCAUGUUUCGUGGUGCGAGGACAACGAGAUGAACAAGAGUCUUCACCCGCUGUUCGAUUUUUUCUUCGACGAGGAUGAGCUCCGCGAGAUGGAAGAGAAGAACGAGUCCGAUCCAAAAGAGUGCGAGGACGCAACUCAUUUCCAAGGACGGUCACUCUGUUCUCGCACUCGAAUUCGACCUGACAGAGUAAAAGAGACAAUUCGUUUCCUUUCGAUCGAAUUCGCAGAAGAAAUCAAAGUAGAAUAUGUUCUUAUAAUGGAGAUAUCGAAAUGAGUACCGGUCGCAGGACAUGUAUCGAACACCUUGUUGACGCGUAAUAUCACAAAAACAAGAAUCGAUCAUUAGCCCUUCUGAUCACGGGAAACGACGACAGUGAUUGCAGCCGAGAGGUGUUGUGCGUAUAUCCUAAUUCCACAAGGAAUAAUUAAUUCCGAAACCCAGAGGAAAUCCGUAUCCGCCUCGGACUCGGGUUUCACUUCCAUAUAUACUCCUCGCUCUGUCCUCCUCGUCGAGUGUGUCUUCUCGCCUUCUCACUGUCUUCUCGGCCAUGGCCUUUGGCAAUGAUGGCUUUCUGGACGAGGAUGGUGAGACAUUGAUGGUUUCGGACAUGCCGUCCUGUCGGGAGCGCUCCCUGAAGCCGGCCGACCGCGUCGACGACGACGGCAACGUUGACGGGAGGUCCUGGCGGUGGGGCCGCUCACCGACGCCGGUGAUGGAUUCUGCCAACGAGUGCAAGGGCGGCAAGCCGAGGAAGAGGUUUAUAAUGAAGGGCGCGAACGAGGGCCCGCCGCAUUUCAGUGGCGGCCCCAUGGCGGCGUUCGGCGACGAAGGAUUGGAUAAGUCGGGGAACGUAGAGCUGUCGUUGAAGAAGAAGAGGAAGGGAACGCCGUCCACCAAGCAGGGAAAAGUGGGGAGUGGAUCAAGGAACACUAUAGCCAGAGGCGAAUUAGAGGCAGAAGAGGGUGAAGAAGAUGAUGAAAUUCAGCAACUAUUUAAUGGGGGAGGGAAAAAGAAGAAAAAUGAGAAGUCCCAUGCUGAAAUAUCUUUGCUUGUUGAACACGUUAUGGCUGAAUUAGAGGUGGUGACUGAGGAAGAUGCUGAGCUGAACAGGCAGAACAAACCAGCCAUUAACAAACUCAGGAAGCUGCCAUUACUUGUUGAGGCCCUCUCUAAGAAAACACUUCAGCAAGAUUUCUUGGAUCAUGGAGUAUUAUCUCUUCUGAAAAAUUGGCUUGAACCCUUGCCUGAUGGAAGUUUUCCGAAUAUGAAUGUCCGAACUGCCAUACUAAAAGUACUUUCCGAUUUUCCUAUUGAUCUAGAGCAGUGUGACAGAAGAGAACAACUAAAAAGAAGUGGUAUCGGGAAGGUGAUAAUGUUCUUAUCAAAAUCAGAUGAGGAAACAACUUCCAAUAGAAAACUUGCUAAAGAAUUGGUUGAUAGAUGGAGUCGAUCAAUAUUUAACAAGAGUACUAGAUUUGAGGAUAUGAGGACUUCUGAUGAAGAGAGAGAGCCAUACAGACAACUAUCUCAGAAGCACCUUACUAAAGCAAGGAGACUGGAAUCUCAAGAUAACUGGAUACGCUUGGAUCUGGAUGAACUUUCAAAUCUGCGAAGAACUGGACAGGCAGCAACCAGACAACAUGUUUCUGUCCCUGAAGCAUUGCCUCUAGAUUUUGUUGUGCGCCCUCGGUCUCUAGUUGAUCCUGAAGAAGUCAGAGCACAAGCGAAGCAAGUGAUGCAUGAUCAGCACCGGUUAAAGAUAAACAAGAAGUUGCGGCAGUUGAAAACAUCAAAAAUGAGGCAGCUUCAGGCAUUGAAACCGAGUAGCGAGGGGCGUGGCAUUGUCAUGUAUUUAUAGUUAGUGAUCAUAUGCGCGCGCGACAAGUUCUAAGAGCAUUUGAGCUGGUGGUCGACUGAGUGUACAAAACAUAAACAUUUUUCUGAGUAGUACUUCUCUCAUCCACAAUGAUGUAACAUAUCUUUUGAUAAAUAACUGAAAAUAAUUGAAGGUUGAAUGUUGGGAGAAUAGUUUCACCAAAUUCUUGUAUCCGAGUUUUUUUUUAAUUUUUUUUUAUCAGAACGAUGAUAUCGGUGAUUGUUCGAGUCGGAACGUUCUCCAGUUAAGGAUCAUCA
Musa acuminata subsp. malaccensis (wild Malaysian banana) is the source of this 2596-nucleotide messenger RNA. The record is from RefSeq and is a predicted model, not a curated record. NCBI's taxonomy places the organism in Eukaryota, Viridiplantae, Streptophyta, Magnoliopsida, Zingiberales, Musaceae.